AUGUUCCUCAAUCAAGACCUGGAGGCAGAGGUCUCUCAGCUCGAAUCGCGCCUGCAAGAUGCCCGCGCGCAACUAGCAGCCUCCGAAUGCCCCAGCCCACCACCAUCUCACCCCAACAGCUGGUCAAUUAAAGAAACAUAUAAUAAGAAGAAUAAGAAUCCCCUCAACACAACCCGAUCAUCAUUACACGCCCUCCUCCUCCUCUCCGACUCCGCCCUCCCACUAGGCUCCUUCGCCUACUCCAGCGGACUCGAAUCAUACCUCGCCCACAACAAACCAUCCCGCACAUCUCCCGCCUCAACCUUCCACCGCUUCCUCAAACUCUCCAUCGCCUCUCUCGCAAGCACAUCCCUCCCCUACGUACUAGCAGGGUACAGGGAGCCCGAGACCCUCGAAACCCUAGAUAAUGACCUUGACGCCUCAACACCCUGCAUAGUCGCCCAGCGAGCCAGUAUCGCCCAAGGCCGCGCCCUAAUUGGCGUCUGGGAACGCGCAUUCCGCACCUCCUUCGCAGACGCAGACUCCACCGACCCUGCCGUCCAAGCAAUCGAUGAAUUAUCCGAUGCAUUGAAGUCAUGCGUGGACGACGACGAGCUAGGUCCAAAGGGGCACUUUGCCCCGCUUUGGGGCACUGUCUGUCGUGCCAUGGGAUUGGAUCUGCAGCAGACGGCGUACGUGUUCGUGGUGAACCAUGCCAAGGCGGUGUUGAGUGCGGCAGUGCGAGCGAGUGUCAUGGGACCAUAUCAGGCGCAGAAUGUGUUGGCGAGUCAGAGUUUGCAGGAUACUAUUAUGAAGAGGAUUGGGAGGGAGUGGAAUACGCCUGUUGAGCAGGCGGGACAGGUGGUGCCGGCUUUGGAUUUGUGGAUUGGGAGGCAUGAGUUGUUGUAUAGUCGGAUUUUCAACUCUUGA
Messenger RNA from Penicillium salamii, 909 nucleotides. The record is from the annotation of a GenBank genome assembly. Lineage: Eukaryota; Fungi; Ascomycota; Eurotiomycetes; Eurotiales; Aspergillaceae.